Fonsecaea multimorphosa CBS 102226 is the source of this 2133-nucleotide messenger RNA. RefSeq lists its product as uncharacterized. Gene Ontology annotation, molecular function: zinc ion binding; DNA binding. Gene Ontology annotation, biological process: DNA-templated transcription. The record is from RefSeq and is a predicted model, not a curated record. The transcript is spliced from 2 exons. Lineage: Eukaryota; Fungi; Ascomycota; Eurotiomycetes; Chaetothyriales; Herpotrichiellaceae. Bases 1 to 2133 code for a protein of 710 amino acids.
AUGGCCGUCCUGAGCUCGAUGACUUCCUUAGGAGACGUGCCACCUGGACUGGACAGACUUCAGAUACCAUCUCCUCCAUUAGCUCAAUUCCCCGAAAAAAUAUCUCCACGACAAUUACCAGCGUACAUUCAGCCGUGUCCCGAGCGUUUCACCGAUGCAGAUAUAGCAUAUAUCAGAAGCAAAGGUGCCCUGGAUAUACCUCACGAGAGACUUCGAAAUGAAACGGUCCGAUGUUACUUUGAAUACAUUCAUCCUUUUCUGCCUUUACUCGAUCCGGCGCAGCUCCUCAUAGUGGUUGAUAACAGCAGCAGUGGCCAUCAUUGUUCUGGGCCACAACUGAGUCUACUGCUAUUUCACAGCGUAAUGUUUGCCGCGGUCCCAUUCGUUGACGAGAGCCUUGUCAGGGAAGCAGGAUACGCCAACCUGAAGAUCGCCCGGAAGGCAUUCUUUCAAAAAGCAAAACUUCUGUAUGACAUCGACUUUGAAUACGACAGCAUUACUCUCGUUCAAUCUGUGUUGCUCAUGAGCUUCUGGUCCGACAGGCAAUCUCAGGACGCUCACAAACAAACCUGGCAUUGGGUCAACGUCGCAAUCUCCCUUGCCCAGACGAUCGGACUGAACCAGGAUCCUGAGUCUCUGCCGCUGCCGCGAACGAAGAAGAGUUUGCGCAAACGUCUGUGGUGGUGCUGUUUCAUGCGCGAUCGAGUCAUUGCACUCUACCUGAGUCGUCCGUUACGGAUCCAGGGAGAGGAUUUCGACGUCCCUUUGCCAACCGUCGAGGACAUGGAGAUUGACAGCCCCUCCUCUGCUUCGCUGAGCUCGCACGCGUGCUGCUCGCACCGCCGUCGACUAAUCCAUCUGUCUUGCUACGACCGAACCACGCAGGUUGAGUUGGCAGAGAUUUUCAUCUCCUUCCUCAAGCUCUGCAUCGUGAUAGGAACCAUCCUGUCCGCGCAGUACUCUCCCCUUAGACCGACCUCCGGGACCCGAAACAGAGCUGCAAGGUCGGCUCUGUCGGCAAUGCUCUUCCCCGUUGUCCACAGUCCGGACUCGGAGCAGACUGCCGCAACGCCAACAGAGUCUACUAUAUCACCCCUCGAGUCGACACUCAAAGAUUGGUACGACAAUCUACCUCGUUCAGUCUGCUUCUGGGACCCCCAGCCAUCACUGCGGCGGCCAUCAAUGUGGUCUGAUGUUAUCCAAGACAUCCAACCUGCAAGGGACGGUCAAGAAAUAGGGACGGACGCCUCCAGACCACCGAGCGUGGUGAUCCAACGCGCCAUCCUGCACAUGUGCUACUACACGGCCGUAUCCGCACUGCAUCGCUCCCAGAACAAGUCUCGCCACUCUCAAGAUCAAGUGUCAGAUUCGGCGAGCAACAUCGCCAAAAUCUCUGCCUUUUUAAACCACAGAGGUCUCGUACGCUACCUCCCGGUAACCGCCAUCACCAUGCUGGUCCCCAGCAUCAUCAGCAAUGCUCUCCGCAUCAAAAAGUCGAUAGUCCAGGCAUCAUCACGGCACGGCAGAGGAAAUCCUGCGCCCGACAACGACGAGGAGAUGGCCAGAGCGAGAGACAAUGUUAAUAGCCUGUUGAUUUCUCUCAAGACUCUUCAGCAGGUAUACGUAGCCGCAGACUGGGUGGCGCUCUUGGUGGAGGCCAUGCUUAAUCAUGCUAGGAUAAGGAUCCUGGUGCCCCAACCCAGUCACUUCCGACUAUAUGCCGGAAAUGGAACUAGACAGCGAGCCUUCGAAUUGGACGUCGAAUUUGAUCCAGCAGAGUCUUGCAAGAUAGUGUCCGCGAGGGACAAACCACUGCCGCUUGCCCCCGCGGCUAAUGCACAGCAAAGCCAUGACCUACGGACAGAUCCCACUCUGUUGGCAGACCCGCACAGUACCGAUGUCACCGAGUGUGCCGCUGUCGAGACUGAUAGUUGGCACGAGUUGAUCGAUCCAAGCGCCAACCACGCCUUCGACAUCGGCGGAGAUGAAAGCCUGUGGGACUCCGAGAUCAAUCCUGACAACCACGAUUCGAUGGGACAGUGGAAUUUUGGCAGUAUCGGCAUCGAUGGGUUCGACGAGAACGUCGAUGGCAUGAUACCCUGGGAUGGCACCGAUGUAGACUGGCUUGCCUAA